This is a messenger RNA of Cetraspora pellucida, 373 nucleotides long. Lineage: Eukaryota; Fungi; Glomeromycota; Glomeromycetes; Diversisporales; Gigasporaceae. The record is from the annotation of a GenBank genome assembly.
UAAAUUUGCUCCAAAAAGUGAAAAUGAAGAAUUAUUUAAAUCUUGGAUUAAUCUUAUUUAUGGUCCAGAAGAUCAAGAUUCUAAUGAUUCAAGUAUUAGUAGUGAUAAUGAAGCUGAUAUACCAUCAGCAGGAAAUCAACGACAAUGGCAAUAUGCAUAUAAAUUAUCACUAUUAGAAUCUCAAUUAACUAAUUCAAAUAAUAAUGAAGAGAUAGAAAAAAAUUUAGUAAAUAUAAAUGAAGACCCUCAAGAUUCUUUAAGUACAGAAUUAUGGGAGUCAUUUUCAAUAUCUAAUCAAGCCACCACUGAAGAUGAAUUCACACGAUACAUGAAAGAGCAGAUAGCUCAUAAAAAUCAGAAUCCUUUAACAUGA